Molecule: messenger RNA, 3012 nt
Organism: Neoarius graeffei (lesser salmon catfish)
Lineage: Eukaryota; Metazoa; Chordata; Actinopteri; Siluriformes; Ariidae
Gene: kat2a
Product: K(lysine) acetyltransferase 2A
Exons: 18
Coding region: 98-2461 (787 amino acids)
Biological process (GO): positive regulation of transcription by RNA polymerase II; chromatin remodeling
Cellular component (GO): histone acetyltransferase complex; nucleus
Molecular function (GO): histone H3 acetyltransferase activity; protein binding
Source: RefSeq, a predicted model, not a curated record
AGACAGGCGUGAGCGAGGCCUGCAGUAAACAUCAAACGGAGUUAAUUCGCGUGCGCCCAGGAUACAAGAGCGCGCGAGCCGAGAGGAGAGAAUAAAGAUGGCGGAGGCAGCGGCGGCGGCUUCCUCACAAGCCCGGCUUCAGCAAGGCCAGAGCGGGGGCUCGGGUUCAGCCUCGGCUUCCGGAAGCAGCGACCCGGCGCGUCCCGGUCUGAGCCAGCAGCAGUGGGCGAGCCAGAAAAAAGCGCAAGUCCGCGCUUUCCCUCGGGCUAAGAAGCUUGAGAAGCUCGGAGUGUUUUCGGCUUGUAAGGCCAACGAUUCCUGUAAGUGUAACGGCUGGAAGAACCCUCAUCCUCCGACGGCCACCCGGAUGGAGCUCCAGCAGCAGGCGGCUGAUUUGAGCGAGGCCUGCCGCAGCUGUGGUCACGCCCUUGCGGAGCACGUGUCUCACCUGGAGAACGUCUCCGAGGACGAGAUCAACAGGCUGCUCGGGAUGGUGGUGGACGUAGAAAACCUUUUCAUGUCCGUGCACAAGGAAGAGGACACAGACACCAAGCAGGUCUACUUCUAUCUGUUUAAGUUGUUGAGGAAGUGCAUACUCCAAAUGGGUAAGCCAGUGGUGGAGGGUUCACUCGGAAACCCACCAUUUGAGAAACCAAACAUAGAACAGGGGGUGUUAAACUUCGUGCAGUAUAAGUUCAGUCACUUGGCUCCUAAGGAGAGGCAGACGAUGUACGAGCUGAGUAAGAUGUUCCUGUUGUGUCUGAACUACUGGAAGCUGGAGACGCCGUCUCAGUUCCGCCAGCGUGCCCAGAAAGAAGAUGCAUCUGCCUACAAAGUCGACUAUACCAGGUGGUUGUGCUACUGUCACGUGCCGCAGAGUAACGACAGUCUUCCUCGCUAUGAGACGUGUCAGGUGUUCGGCCGCAGCCUGCUCAAGUCCAUCUUCACGGUGACCCGCAGGCAGCUGCUGGAGAAGUUCAGAGUCGAGAAAGACAAACUGCCCCCGGAGAAACGCACGCUUAUUCUCACACACUUUCCCAAGUUUCUUUCCAUGCUGGAAGAAGAGAUCUAUGGAGAGAACUCUCCAAUAUGGGAUGCUGAAUUCACCAUGCCAGCGAAUGAGGGAGCCCAACUGGGGCCUCAGACAGUGUUGAGUCCAGUGGCGGUUACUGGUUCUCCUCUGCGUAAAGGUGCUGGUGGGCCUGCGCUGGACACAGCCUCCUCCGAACCCGUCACAGGAGAGAAGAGGAAGUUACCAGAAGCCCUGACGCUGGAGGAUGCUAAGCGGAUCAGGGUGAUGGGCGACAUCCCUAUGGAACUAGUCAACGAGGUCAUGAUGACUAUUACCGACCCUGCUGCCAUGCUGGGUCCAGAGACGAGUCUCCUGUCUGCGAAUGCAGCGCGGGAUGAGACGGCACGUCUGGAGGAGAGGCGAGGCAUCAUAGAGUUCCACGUGAUCGGAAACUCGCUCUCUCAGAAGUCCAACAAGAAGAUCCUGAUGUGGCUGGUGGGCUUGCAGAACGUCUUCUCCCAUCAGCUGCCCCGCAUGCCCAAAGAGUACAUCACACGUCUCGUCUUUGACCCGAAACAUAAGACUCUGGCUCUGAUUAAAGAUGGCCGUGUGAUUGGUGGGAUUUGCUUCCGAAUGUUCCCCACUCAAGGAUUCACAGAGAUUGUUUUCUGUGCUGUUACUUCAAACGAGCAAGUGAAGGGUUACGGCACUCACCUCAUGAAUCACCUGAAGGAGUAUCACAUCAAGCAUGGCAUUCUUUACUUCCUGACCUACGCCGAUGAGUAUGCCAUCGGUUACUUCAAAAAGCAGGGCUUCUCCAAAGACAUCAAAGUGCCAAAGAGUCGCUACCUUGGCUACAUUAAAGAAUACGAAGGUGCCACGCUGAUGGAGUGUGAGCUCAAUCCCAGAAUUCCCUACACAGAGCUGUCGCACAUCAUCAAAAGGCAGAAAGAGAUCAUCAAGAAACUGAUUGAGAGGAAGCAGAGCCAAAUCCGGAAGGUGUACCCCGGCCUCACCUGCUUCAAAGAGGGAGUCCGACAGAUACCUGUGGAGAGCAUUCCCGGCAUUAGAGAAACAGGUUGGAAACCCAGUGCCAAAGAGAAAAAUAAAGAACUGAAGGAUCCUGAUCUUCUGUAUAACAUCCUGAAAAAUCUUCUGGCCCAGAUUAAAACACACCCAGAUGCUUGGCCCUUCAUGGAGCCAGUGAAGAAAUCUGAAGCUCCAGACUACUAUGAGAUCAUCAGAUUCCCUAUCGACUUGAAGACCAUGACGGAGCGGCUGAAGAACCGCUACUACGUGACCAAGAAGUUGUUCAUCGCCGACCUGCAGAGAGUGAUCACCAACUGCAGGGAGUACAACCCUCCCGACAGCGAGUACUGCAAGUGCGCCAACACGCUCGAGAAGUUCUUCUACUUCAAGCUGAAAGAGAGCGGCCUCAUCGACAAGUGACCCAACACACAUCCGGCGGGAUCGAAAGGGACGGCAAACGUCAUCAAAAUCUCCCACUCAUGUAAAUACAUACAGGAUGGAACAAUCUGGGAUGUGUUUCAGGAGGAAGAGGCGUGAGUUCACAGGGCAUUAGAGAAAGUGAACCUCUGAGUGGGUUCGGCGUUAAUUCAGCAGGGGAGUAAAUGUUGUGGACGUUACUAUUGUUUCUGUUUGGUUUUGGCACAUUACGGUAUAUACGCGCACACUGUUCAGAGAUCGUCACGUCUCGUCAUACAGAAUAAGCCCGUUCGUAUCAGUACUCCAUCGUAACAGUUUGUACCACGGCGCUGUCGAAUGCUCAAUUGUGAUUGGUCAGCACGUAUUGAUUAAUUUGCUCCAUCUGCAGUUCUGACAGUAGUUUGGACUCAGAUGCUCAUUCAUAGUAACGAGUGUCCAAACUUUUGACUGGUACUGUAUAGAGAUAAUAAUAUACACAAGGACUGGUUGGGUGACUACGGAAGCCGCGAGAGGCCCUUCAUAUAAUCCUUUUUUUUUUUUAUUCACCUUGUUAU